Mesorhabditis belari is the source of this 1041-nucleotide messenger RNA. Lineage: Eukaryota; Metazoa; Nematoda; Chromadorea; Rhabditida; Rhabditidae. The record is from the annotation of a GenBank genome assembly.
AUGAAGACGAUCCUCCUCGCUUCAGCACUUUUUGGUGUUCUCUUAGCGUUCCCAUUUGGUAACAACAACUACCCAAAUCAGGGAACUGGACCAAACGGCGUCUCUGGGCAAAGCAGCGUUCAAAUUGGAGCACAAGGUGGACCAGGCGGCUUCGGUGGACCCAAUGGAUCAAGCGGACAGAACGUGCCAAAUGGUCCAAAUGGGCAAAACGGACAAAACGGACAGACUGGACCAAAUGGACAAAACGGAGGACAAGGUGGGCCAGGCGGUUUCGGUGGGCAAAACGGGCCAAAUGGACAGAAUGGACCAAAUGGAGGACAAGGAGGAUUCGGUGGACCAAACGGACAGAACCAACCCCAGCCCAAUGGAAACGGACAAAACGGAGGAUUCCAAGGAGGAUUCCAAGGUGGUCGAGGCGGUUUCGGUGGACAAAAUGGUGGACAAAAUGGAGGAUUCCAAGGAGGUAUGAAUGGCCAGGGACAAGGUGGCUUCGGCGGACCAAACGGACAGGGACAAAUGGGCGGACAAGGUGGAUUCGGCGGGUCGAAUGGACAAAAUCAACAAAAUCAACAAAACGGCGGAGGAUUCCAAGGCGGAAACCAAGGACGUGGAGGCUUUGGACAGCAAAACGGUCAAAAUGGAGGAUUCCAAGGAAUGAACGGCCAAGGUGGAUUCGGUGGAUUCGGACAACAAGGUCAACAAGGACAAGGAGGACGAGGAGGACAAAAUGGAGGAUUCGGACAAGGACAAGGAGGAUUCCAAUUCGGUCAAAACGGACAAAACGGAUUCCAAGGUGGAUUCCAAGGCUUUGGCGGACAACAACAAGGACAAAAUGGACAAAAUGGACCAAAUGGACAAGGUGGAUUCCAAGGAGGAUUCCAAGGAUUCGGUGGAACAAGUGGGCAAAGCGGUUUUCCAGGUGGCCAAAGCGGAUUCGGUAACAACGGACUAAGCGGACAACAAAAUUUCGGCGGAAACCAAGGAGGAUUUGGUGGACGAGGCUCUCAAGGCUUCAACAGUUUCCCAUUCUUCGGCCGACAA